Messenger RNA from Diaporthe batatas, 1491 nucleotides. RefSeq lists its product as uncharacterized. Bases 1 to 1491 code for a protein of 496 amino acids. Gene Ontology annotation, cellular component: fungal-type vacuole. The transcript is spliced from 5 exons. Lineage: Eukaryota; Fungi; Ascomycota; Sordariomycetes; Diaporthales; Diaporthaceae. Gene Ontology annotation, biological process: proteolysis. The record is from RefSeq and is a predicted model, not a curated record. Gene Ontology annotation, molecular function: serine-type carboxypeptidase activity.
AUGCUUUACAUCGAUAUGCCAGUACAGACUGGUUAUUCGUACACGGAAAUUCAGAACGGCACAUUCAACACGAUCACAAAGGAGUUCACGCCGUUGGAAUCCACGGCGGACCAGACCGUGGAAUCAAAUCAGACGACUUUCCUCGCCACGAUGUCUAGCCAAUCCCAGAGCCGAACUGCAAAUACAACUGUCCAGGUGGCGAAGCAAAUGUGGCAGAUCGCCCAAGUGUGGUUUCAAGAGUUUCCCGAACGAUCAACCACGAACCCGGAGAUAAACCUAUGGUCAAUUUCGUACUCAGGCUUCUUCGGACCCGCAACUAUCGCUUACUUCCAACGACAGAACGCGCUCAUCGCCAACGGCAACGCAACCAACGAGAAAGACAAAGCGUUGCAGCUUGGGACGCUAGGAAUCAUCAACGGGUGUAUUGACUCGGAAAGCCAGGUCUCAUUCUGGCCCACGUUCGCCAUGAACAACACCUACGGCAUCAAGACCAUCCCAGAAGAGGCUUACAGCAUGGCCGUGGGUAACUUGUCGACGGCCUAUGGCCUCAUGGACCAAUGUCGAUCUGCUGUUUCCGCGCUUGAUCCUGAAGGCACCGGCGCCGUGGAUGAGGUCAACCAGGCAUGUGCUGCUGCACUACAGCUGGGAUUCGGCUUUAUCCAAGGGGUCUACACAGAGCUCUCAAAUAGGAGCGCGUUCGACAUCACCCUUCCUUCACCAGCCGCGUUCCCACCGGCCUACAGCCUCGCGUACUUUAAUCAACGAUGGGUCCAGGAAGCUCUCGGCGUCCCUGUCAACUUUACUCUCAGCGCAAAUUCUGUGGUCAGCAACUUCUUUGGUGGGACUGGCGAUCCGGUGAUAGUCACCAAGCGGGAGCUAGAGGCUGUGCUGGACUCAGGAGUCGGUGUUGCCAUGGUCUACGGAGAUCUCGACUACCGCUGCAACUGGAUGGGCGCAGAGAACGUCUCGCUCUCAGCUUCAUACCCAGAUGCAUCCUCCUUCCGGAACGCCGGGUACGCGCCCAUCACGACCAACUCAAGCUACCAAGGCGGCCUCGUCCGGCAGUUCAAGAACUUCUCCUUCUCGCGCGUCUUCGAGGCCGGUCACGUAGCCGGUGCCUACCAGCCCGAAACGAUCCUCCGCAUCUUCGAGCGGGCGAUCACCGGCAAGGACGUCGCGACCGGCGAGGCAGACGCCGGCGCGUCUUCGAGUUACGCCUCCCAGGGCCCAGCCAGCACCUUGAACGUGACGAACGAGAUUCUUGAUCCCAUCAUUGAACCAAUCUGCUUCUGGUAUGAUGCGUUUGAGACCUGUGAUGAGGCGCAGCAGGCUGCUCUGGGGGCGAACGCCGCUAUCAUUGAGGAUUUUGUUGUGGUCAGCCCGGCGGGGACCUUCUCGAGCACGUAUGGGAAUCCUACCGCCACAGCUCCUGCGCCUCAGGCGACUGUGUCGAAGUCUGCGGCUGUAAGGCGAUACAAGAUCAUGUUCUAG